This is a messenger RNA of Parastagonospora nodorum SN15, 306 nucleotides long. RefSeq lists its product as hypothetical. The coding region runs from base 1 to 306 and encodes 101 amino acids. The record is from RefSeq and is a predicted model, not a curated record. NCBI's taxonomy places the organism in Eukaryota, Fungi, Ascomycota, Dothideomycetes, Pleosporales, Phaeosphaeriaceae. The transcript has 2 exons.
AUGUCCUGGCCUGCACCUGCUUUGGAAUGCCCUGGCGUGAAAGGCUCGUGGACACCGGUUGGUGACACCCAAGAGCGAAUUGCUUUGGGCUAUGCAAAACGGGUUGCGAUUUUGUCUGCUGAAAGAAAUUAUUCAGGUAACAUUACUGGGCAUACACGAUAUUUUGUUAGCCUAGGCUGCAGCAUCUUGCUGCCGAUCCUAUGUCCACCUUUGGACGUGCCAUGCGCAGCAACCGCACCACGUCCGUAUUCGACAACACACUACUGCGGUGCGUACGCAGUACGCGCGGGCCCUGGUGCACGCUGA